AUGUAUUCCAAGACCAUCAGCAAUCAUCAGGCGAAUAAGGAGCACGUGCUCGCCGUGUCCCGGGAUUUCGUCGCGCAGCCUCGUCUCACUUAUAAAACAGUAUCUGGAGUAAAUGGUCCAUUAGUGAUAUUGGAUGAAGUAAAAUUUCCAAAGUUUGCUGAAAUUGUACAAUUGAAGCUCGCUGAUGGCUCCCUACGUUCCGGUCAAGUUUUGGAGGUCUCUGGCUCCAAAGCGGUGGUCCAAGUUUUCGAGGGUACAUCUGGCAUUGAUGCAAAGAACACUCACUGUGAAUUCACUGGUGACAUUCUGCGAACCCCGGUGUCCGAGGAUAUGUUGGGCCGUGUUUUCAAUGGCUCGGGAAAACCGAUUGAUAAGGGACCACCUAUCCUUGCAGAGGAUUAUUUGGACAUUCAAGGACAGCCUAUUAAUCCGUGGUCUCGUAUCUACCCAGAGGAAAUGAUUCAAACUGGAAUAUCAGCCAUUGACGUUAUGAACUCUAUUGCUCGUGGCCAAAAGAUUCCCAUCUUCUCCGCUGCUGGUCUGCCGCAUAACGAAAUUGCCGCGCAAAUCUGUCGUCAAGCAGGUCUUGUAAAAUUGCCUGGUAAAUCAGUUCUCGAUUCUCAUGAGGACAACUUUGCCAUCGUGUUCGCAGCUAUGGGUGUCAAUAUGGAGACUGCACGUUUUUUCAAACAGGACUUCGAAGAGAAUGGCUCUAUGGAGAAUGUGUGCCUGUUUUUGAAUCUGGCCAACGAUCCGACGAUCGAGAGAAUCAUCACGCCUCGUCUUGCCCUAACGGCGGCCGAAUUUCUGGCGUAUCAAUGUGAGAAACAUGUGCUAGUUAUUCUCACGGAUAUGUCCUCAUAUGCUGAGGCGUUGCGUGAGGUCUCAGCCGCUCGUGAAGAGGUACCAGGUAGACGUGGUUUCCCUGGCUAUAUGUACACCGAUCUCGCCACGAUCUACGAGCGUGCCGGCCGUGUGGAGGGACGCAAUGGCUCCAUCACGCAAAUCCCAAUUCUUACUAUGCCGAACGAUGAUAUCACUCACCCAAUUCCCGAUCUUACCGGAUAUAUCACUGAGGGCCAAAUCUACGUCGAUCGUCAGCUGUACAAUAGGCAGAUCUAUCCACCCGUGAAUGUGUUGCCGUCUUUGUCGCGUCUUAUGAAAUCCGCCAUUGGCGAGGGUAUGACACGAAAGGAUCACUCCGAUGUGUCCAAUCAAUUGUAUGCGUGUUACGCUAUUGGAAAAGACGUCCAGGCGAUGAAAGCCGUCGUCGGAGAAGAGGCGUUGACGCCAGAUGAUCUGUUAUACUUGGAAUUCCUAUCGAAGUUUGAGAAAAACUUUAUCUCGCAAGGCAGCUACGAAAAUCGCACGGUCUUUGAAUCAUUGGACAUUGGCUGGCAGCUUUUGCGAAUCUUCCCUAAGGAGAUGCUUAAGCGAAUCCCAGCCAGUACCCUCGCGGAAUUCUAUCCGAGAGAUUCCCGACAUUAAUCGUUUUAUUUCUUUCGCCUUAAGCGUAAGCUUAUUUUAAUGGAAUUGCGCGUACGUCCGAUUUAUCUUCUCUUCGACAUUAAAACACUCCUGUAUCUGCAAAAAAGAUCGAUGUAACGUGAUAAGAGAAUGAUUAAAGAGAAUAGUAAAAUGGUAUAUACGUUAUCAGAUAAUAAAGGAAAAAAGGAAGGAGUAACGCGCCUUUGUUGCAGAUUAAAAAAUAUUAACGUUACAAGCUUACAGGAUCGUAUAUCGUUUUUGAUGUUGUGCAAUGAGAGUGUAAAAUGGAUAGUAAUGAUAUUAAUAUAUAAAGUAAAGAAAAAUUACAAACAAUUUAUGAGCUUGCAUGUGAAAGUUGCAAGUUGCAGAUCCAAGGUUAUCUCUGAUAUGUUAUCUCUGGAAUCUAUUAUAUUAUAAACUCUGAAUAUAAUAUUGUUUCAAUAUUUGAGGAUGUAUUUUGCUUUAGAGCUACUGCUCACUCACGCCAAGCAAUUAUUGUAAAGUGUAAUAUAUCUUACAGUAUUAACGUAGACGAAAAGCAUAGAGGAAUCCUUGAUUACAUUGUAUUUGUGCAUUCCCAACAUUCCACAACGAAAUUCACAUGUAUAAGAUUCUUUGCGUUUGAAUCAAUCUGAAGGAAAGAUGUUUAACACAAUAUGUACAGUUAUCUCUAGAGAAUGUUUUGAGCGAAAUAUCGUCGUGUAUUGUCUUGUAAAAGACAGACCUGUAUAUGUUAGAAAUAGAGAAUUAAAGGAGAAUUGUUGUCUUUAAAA
Trachymyrmex septentrionalis is the source of this 2261-nucleotide messenger RNA. It is a transcript of the gene Vha55, whose product is annotated as V-type proton ATPase subunit B. Gene Ontology annotation, molecular function: proton-transporting ATPase activity, rotational mechanism; ATP binding. Gene Ontology annotation, cellular component: proton-transporting V-type ATPase, V1 domain. The coding region runs from base 1 to 1488 and encodes 495 amino acids. NCBI's taxonomy places the organism in Eukaryota, Metazoa, Arthropoda, Insecta, Hymenoptera, Formicidae. The record is from RefSeq and is a predicted model, not a curated record. Gene Ontology annotation, biological process: proton transmembrane transport; ATP metabolic process. The transcript has 4 exons.